This is a messenger RNA of Acanthochromis polyacanthus (spiny chromis), 2098 nucleotides long. Its product is annotated as spindlin-1-like. The transcript is spliced from 2 exons. The record is from RefSeq and is a predicted model, not a curated record. NCBI's taxonomy places the organism in Eukaryota, Metazoa, Chordata, Actinopteri, Pomacentridae. Gene Ontology annotation, biological process: gamete generation. Bases 117 to 830 code for a protein of 237 amino acids.
GAGAGGAGGUGUGUAGCUGCAUAGGCGGGUUGGUGUGUGGCAACGUUUCUCUGCCAGAUGAACUGAACAAUACUGAUAUGAAAUCUGAGUAAAGUAGCCUGUGAAUUUCUGGAGGCAUGUCCAAGAAAAGGGGCAGGAAACGAAGCAGCGGGGAACUGAGUGACACAGUAACCCCGGAUCCCAACUGCAUUCUGGGAGUCCGCAUUCAGCAUAACUGGCGUGAGAGGGGCAACCAGAGCAAAUGGAAAGGAACAGUGCUCGACAGACUUAGUGUAAAUCCUUCUCUCUUCAUGGUGAAAUAUGAUGGCUUUGACUGCAUCUAUGGCAUUGAGCUCUUCAAGGAUGAGAGAGUAUCAAACCUGCAAAUCUUGUCAGAAAAAGUUGUAAACAACGAAAUCAAGAUCCCUCCAGGGGCGGAGGAGCUGGUGGGCAAAGCUGUGGAGCAUUUGUUUGAAAAGGAAGAUGGAGAGAAGAAUGAAUGGAGAGGAAUGGUCCUCUCCAGAGCUCCCAUCAUGACCAACUGGUAUUAUAUCACUUAUGAAAAGGACCCCGUUCUUUAUAUGUACCAGCUGUGGGACGACUACACUGACAGAGACCUCAGGAUUCUGCCUGAAGCAGAAAACAAGCACCUGUUGCCUGCAGACAGGAAGCCGGGAGAAGAGACGGAGAGCCUGGCGGGGAAACAAGUGGAGUAUGUUGUGUGUACUGACAAGGGAGUGAAGAGAACAGGCUUGGUCAUCUACCAGGUCCCAGCCAAGCCCUCUGUCUACUGUAUCAAAUAUGAUGAUGACUUUCAUAUUCACGUCUAUGACCUUGUCAAAACCACCUAGAGAUAGUGGACACUUGUAUCUCACUCUCCUGCCUCCCUCCAUCUGCUUCUGUUCUGCUCAUUGUUCUAAUCUGUUCAAAGCCAUGGCAGGGUUGGAUAGCUGACAUGCUUUAUUGUUCAGAAGUCAGUGCAAUCUCUUUUUUUGUAUGCACAACAGAACUGUAGCACUGCUAUGCUUGGCUAUUUUGAGGAGACAGUCUAUUUGUUUCAUUGUUGCUGCUCUACUUUAUAUGUAACUUUAAGUUUGGACAGUCUAAGAUUGCACUGCACAACGGCUGUGCAGCUGUUCCUGCAUUGUUGCCCGUUAUCUGUCCAUAAAGUGAACUUCUUAGUUAACAACAAAGCUGCUCAGAAUAUCCUUUUAAAGACACAUCCAUUUGAAUUGUCUAAAUAGCUCAUAAGCUCGACGUUCACAAUGUCUAGAAUACAUGCUGUCCACUGCUGUAUUUAUUGAAUAAAACAGGCAGAUAAAUACAUGUAUUGUAAUUACCGAAUGAUAUCGAAAUCAGAGUUGGUACCAGAAGAGAUAAAUGUGAGCAGCUUUGUAAAAUCACCUUAAUGGGGCCCCUUUACUUUAAAAAGCCAAUGUACUUCUGCACCGUUGCACCAUAUUUAGUAGUCUUCAUAGCUAUUUGAAUUGGCUACAUACAUGAUGUGAAUCAUGCUGGGCAUCUCUUCUUGUGACCUUGAAAGAAGGUUUCUGCACAGGCUCCAAAAUCCUAAUUUUAACAGCGCAGUGACGCCCAGUCCUUUGUGCUCACAGCUAAGAUGCUAAAUUUGCUUUUGAAUUUGAUCCCACACAAAUCAUAAAGUGCCUUCUGGCUUGCCAUUUUGCAAUAUUGUACAUACUCUUUCUCUGACUGUCUGUGCUCUUAGCGAAUCUUUGAGUAUGCUAUUUAGUUUUCAUUCUGAAGAGGCAACGCUGACAGCUUGAGGAAAGUUUUGCAGCCAUCAGUUUGUAUUAGUGAUGUGUUUUGCUCUUAAUGCAGUAUGUUCUUCAAAUAUAACAUGCAUCAUCAUUGGUUGUGUAAUCUCACUGUUGAUAUCGUGAGGAGCACUUUAUUGUAUAAGGUUUACACAUUUAGGUUAUGGUACACUAUUACAGUUUCCCCAGAAUGUUUUUUCCUUAAGAGCAAAUGUGGCGGAGUUGUGCUUUAAAUUACAUGCAUGAAGAAAAAAAAGGAAAGAAAAAAUAGCUGCAGUUCAUUCAGAUGACAGUAUUUAAUCUGUUAAACUUGUGUAAAAUUACUCCUUGUAAUGUUGCUUGUU